GCUAUUAAAGCUCCGAGGACCAAGGGGCGCUGGUCACAAGUAUCUCUCAGGACGGGCUACCGGGGAAAAAAUAAACUCCUCUGAAUUAUUAAAGAUUGAGCCCUACUUAUCACAAUGCAUUGCCUGAAAAGUCUGAGGACAGCUAACCCGGGAAUCCUGCAGCUAUUUAAAAAUGCAGGGAUCUCCGCCAGACUCGGAGCUGACAGCAUUGUUUUGUCCAGGACUCAGCAACCUGUUCUCCCCUGCUGGGCUGCAGCAUCACCCCACACUCACAGAGCCUUUCAUCAGCAGCAGAGCCCUGAUGAGGACCAAGGACACGCAAAAAGUAGGUUGAUGUCUAGUAUGGAGGACCUACUUUUCUACACCCUAACUGAUGGCAAAGACAUGAUCUCUAUCUCCGAGUUCAUCUCUGCUUUAAGAAAAACAGGGUUGUUGACGUCUGACCCUCGACUGCGUGACUGUGUCCGUCAGAUGCGACAAUAUACACGUGACACUUUUGGGCCAGUCAUGAUGGACAAGAAGCUCUUCAAAAGGUGUGUAGGCAACAACAUCCUGUUGCUAACUAAGGCCUUCAGAAAAAAGUUCAUCAUCCCCGACUUCCAAAAGUUCACUCACCAGAUCAAUAGGAUGUAUGACAGUGCACAGCAGCAGGAGGGAGGACAAGUAGCUGAUUACAUUCCUCAGCUGGCCAAGUUCAGCCCUGAUCUCUGGGGAGUCUCUCUGUGUACAAUCGAUGGACAGAGACACUCGGCAGGCGACACCAAGGUUCCCUUCUGUCUGCAGUCAUGUGUGAAGCCUCUGGAAUAUGCCAUCGCCGUGCACGAGCUCGGCAGCGAACAUGUUCACAACUUCGUGGGCAAAGAGCCCAGUGGAUUCAAGUUCAACAAACUGUCACUAAAUGAGGAAGAUAAACCACACAACCCCAUGGUGAAUGCCGGCGCUAUCGUCAUCAGUUCUUUAAUUAAGCCUAAUUCAAACAAAGCUGAGAGGUUUGACUAUGUGAUGGAAUUCUUGAAAAGCAUGGCUGGUACAGAGUAUGUGGGCUUCAGCAAUGCAACUUUCCAGUCUGAGAGGGAGACGGGCGACAGGAAUUAUGCAAUUGGUUAUUACCUCAAAGAGAAAAAGUGCUUUCCUGACAAUGCAGACAUGAUUGCAGCCCUGGACUUUUACUUUCAGCUGUGCUCCAUUGAGGUAACCUGUGAGUCAGGAAGUGUCAUGGCUGCCACACUGGCCAAUGGGGGUAUCUGUCCAAUCACAGGCGAGCGAGUGCUGAGCGCUGAGGCAGUUCGCAACACCCUGAGUCUCAUGCAUUCUUGUGGCAUGUACGACUUUUCUGGACAGUUUGCUUUCCAUGUGGGUCUGCCUGCUAAAUCUGGUGUCUCAGGUGCUGUACUGCUGGUGGUUCCCAACGUCAUGGGUAUGAUGUGUUGGUCCCCACCAUUAGAUCGGCUUGGAAACAGUGUUCGUGGCAUUCACUUCUGCCAGGACGUUGUCUCUUACUUCAACUUCCACAAUUACGACAACCUGAGGCACUUCACUAAGAAACAUGACCCAAGAAGACAAUCAGAUGAUGAUCCAAACAAGUCAGUGAUAAACCUGAUGUUUGCAUCAUACAGUGGAGACCUCUCUGCUCUGAGGAGGUUUGCCCUGUCAGCUGUGGACAUGGAGCGGACGGACUAUGACUCCCGCACAGCGCUGCACAUCGCUGCUGCAGAAGGUCAGGUGGAAGCUGUGAUCUUUCUCACUGAAGUAUGUAAAGUAAACCCCUACAUGAAAGACAGAUGGGGAAACACACCCCUGGAUGAUGCCAUGCAGUUUGGCCAUGAUGUUAUCGUUUCCAUCCUACAAAAGUACCAGCGAGUGUACACUGACAAGAACUCACCAAGCAACACAGAGGAGCAGAAACCUCCACUGGAUACAAUGAAGAGCAUUGUUUAAACCACAGGGGAUCGUGAGGGUUUGUAAAGGAAAUUAAUCUAUUUUAUUACACACCUGAGAGGAAUGAAAGGAUGAUUGAGUGAAGUGAUGAAUGAAUUAGUUUAUCUUAACUAUGGUUAAAAAAAAAAAAAAGUUAUAUAUUUAUGUGGGUACCAUAGUUUAAACUGCUGAAGAACCAUGCAUUUCUGCAGACCAAAGGUUUGGUCAAUAAUGUAUUAACGAAGCACUAACAUAAACAAGCAAUGUGUUGCUUGUGUAGAGGAAAAUUCUAUUAAUUUACACCGUGAUUUGGUUUGUGUUGAAUUAUGAAUGAGCUGCAUUUGUGCUCAUGUAAGUGCUACCGAUUAAUGUUUUUGAGAUGUAAAUAUCUAAUAUAUAGUGCUUAUUUAUUUUUAACAUGUUGAAAUAUUGUAUAUCCUGCUUCAUUAGUAUGUUAUUUUAUCAGAGAAAAGUUAUGCUUCCUGUGGAAUAACUAUGAAUAUUCCCAAAGCUGCUUUAUGAAUUAUUCCUUUGACAGGUGGUGAUUUAGCUGCAUUUGUGUCUUUAACACUGAAAGUACUGUUAUAUAUGCACACUGGUAUCUCGGUUUUAAUCAUAUUCAGGAUAUGGGCUUCAUAAGGAACAGGAAAAACCUGAUUUUGCAUAUUCCUGUACGAAUGGUCAUUGCUCUUUUCACUUUUCAGAUUGUCACUAUUCAGUUGCGUCUUGAUUUAUUAUUGUCUUAUUGCCACUGUCAUUUACUAGCAGAUGUUAGUGUUGAGGUUUCCACCUGGUUUUUCAAAUUUAUCAAAACCAGAAUUGUCCAUAUGUCCCAUACUUGUGAACAUAUUUAAGGAAUGUCUGGCGGGAACUGAUCAUUGGUCAGAGUUCACUGCCCUACCUCUAGAAUUCAUACAAUAAUUUGGAAAAUAUUCCAGACAAAUGUGUUAAUUGGAUAAAGUUUAAGUGAAAUGAUGCCUUUUUAAUCAAAAAAGUCAAACAUCAGCUACAUUGUGGUAUCACAGUAUUCUGCAGAAACUCUUUUCUGGCCAUGAUUCAGCACCGUAACUUAGGAACAGAAGGGUGGAAAUGUGAACAUAUUUCAAAUUUGGCCUGAUGCUAAAUUGGUGACACUAAUCUUGGUUGGCCACCUGUGCUGAUUGUGCAGAUCUUCCAGGCUGCCAGGUUGAAUGUGUGUGAAGCAUCUACUUUUUAGCAUUUGUAGCUUCUUUGCAGCAACAUUGAUAUUUCAAUUUAAAGCUUGAUUAUUGGAUGCGAAUGUGCUGUUGAGGUGUUGAAGCGUGGAGAAAGGCUUAGCCAGGGGUCAGCAGACGCCCUGAGAAAAGGAAAAGAGACGAAAAGGAGGCAGAAGUAAAGGGAGAGUGUCUGGGGAACGAGAAGUAAAAUGAGCAAGUGGGUAGGCCAGAGUGGCAUAUAUAUAUAUAUAUAUAUAUAUAUAUAUAUAUAGAUAUAUAUAUAUAUAUAUAUAUAUAUAUAUAUAUAGACAUACAACAGGAAGCAGUGACUGAGGUGUGGUCCUGUUGCUCAGCUAAAGAUUUUAUCUCCAUUUUUGGGCCGAUCAUAUGAACACAUAUGAGGACAUUCUCUCAGUGUAGCAGCUACAUGUAUUAAGAGCCUGAAUAGACAUGGAUGGAAACUGCAACUUGCUUGGUACAAACUGUCAAGUGGCAAUUCUAGGUUUGAUUUUGAAGGACUUCCUCUUGCUUCUUGAGCUCUUUUUAUUGGUUGUCAAUGCAAUGUCAAAAAAAAUAAUCUGUACAUCACAUGCUUGGAAAAUACAGAUUGCAAUUGACACAAAAAUACAAUUACAGGGUAUGCAAAUAAGUGCUGCAAACUAGACACAUGUUGAAAGUGACACUUUUUUUAAAAGGAGAACUGCUUAAUAUGCUGCCUACUGAGAUGACUAUAUUGUGUUAUUUGUGCAACUAAGUUGUUAAAAAUGAAUGUUCUAAAGUUUAAUCACUGCAAUUGAUGUAUUUUAUUCACUGUGCCUUAUUGCAUUUAACUGUCAGUGAAAUUACUCAGCACGAUCUCUUUACAAAGCUUUAGUCACUGUUAACAUCAUGCAGCUGUAAAUGAAAGAGAAAUGUGAAAGCAGUUGCAGUGAAGAUAUUUUAUUAAACAAUAUAAAGUAUGAA
Messenger RNA from Amphiprion ocellaris (clown anemonefish), 4076 nucleotides. It is a transcript of the gene gls2a, whose product is annotated as glutaminase 2a (liver, mitochondrial). The coding region runs from base 115 to 1938 and encodes 607 amino acids. Lineage: Eukaryota; Metazoa; Chordata; Actinopteri; Pomacentridae. Gene Ontology annotation, biological process: L-glutamine catabolic process. Gene Ontology annotation, molecular function: glutaminase activity; protein binding. The transcript has 18 exons. The record is from RefSeq and is a predicted model, not a curated record.